This is a messenger RNA of Papilio machaon (common yellow swallowtail), 363 nucleotides long. Its product is annotated as COX assembly mitochondrial protein 2 homolog. Lineage: Eukaryota; Metazoa; Arthropoda; Insecta; Lepidoptera; Papilionidae. Gene Ontology annotation, cellular component: mitochondrion. Bases 115 to 363 code for a protein of 82 amino acids. The transcript is spliced from 2 exons. The record is from RefSeq and is a predicted model, not a curated record.
AAGAAAAAUAAAUGUAAGUCUGACACUUUUUGUUGUAAAUAUGAUAAGAUUUUAAUUUAUUACAAGUGAUUGAUAUACUAUACUUAACGUAAUUAGUUAAUAUUUAACAACGGAAUGCAUACGGAUUUAUCACCCCACUUGCAUACUCAUGAGUGCAAUAUCCUAAUAAAAAAAUUACAAGACUGUCAUGUUGAGCAUCCUUUCCGAAAAUUUCUGGGAUAUUGCAACGAUUUUGAUAGGGAUAUGAGAAAGUGUUUGAAAGGCGAACGUUUAAGACGUCAAAAGGCAAAUCACGAAGAAGCUAUAAGAAGACAUGCUGAAAUUAGAGCUCGGAUAUUAGCUCAAGAACAGGUUAAACAAUAG